GGAGCGGCGGCGGCGGCGGUCUCCCCCAAGCAGGAUGUAUCGUAAAGAGAAGAGCAUCUUGCUGAAGGACAGCAGCCUGGCGCUGUACAACAACAUGAGCGUCCUGCCCCUCCCAGCCAAACAGCUCACCUACUUUGCCAGUGUGCAUGGCAGCACCGUCAGCAUGGUGAGCGCCUCCGACGACGGCCUCAGCUUCUCCCACCGCCAGCUGCAGGCCAAGGAGGGCAGCCUGAGCGUCGGGGCCUCCAUCAUCACCCAGGCUGCCUGGUGUGUCCUCCCUUCCCGGGUCCUCUUGGUUCUGACUUCACGGAAGGGGAUCCAGAUGUACGAGUCGGACGGGUCCAUCAUGGUCUACUGGCAUGCCCUGGAGGGCUUGGAGUCACCCCCAGGGAAGGCCGUGUUUGCUCGAGGGAUCGCGGCAACCGGACAGCGCUUUGUUUGUGUAGGGACGUCCCUGGGGUCCGUCCUCGUCUUCGAUGUCCCUGCCAAAGGCACCAACAUCACACUGAGCGAAGUCCUCGAGAAGCAUGGCGACUCCAUCACCGACAUUGGCGCCGAGCUGUGCGAGCAGCCGGAAGGAGUGCCUGAUUUGGUGACGGCAGAUGACUCUGGAGCCUUGUGCGUCUGGUUUUCUGGAGAGAAGUUCACACUGGCCAACAAGAUCCCAGCUUCUGAGUGCACCUGCUCCUCCGUCAAGCUGUGGAACGGGGUCAUCGCGGCUGGUUACGGCAACGGGCACAUUCGCCUGUACGAGGCAGCAAGCGGGAUCCUGCGAGCGGAAGUCCGCGCUCACGCCCGCUGGAUCUAUGCCCUGGACGUGGCGCCCCUCUCGGGGAAGCUCCUGUCGGCAGCAGAGGACUCCUUUGUGCAAGUCUGGAAACUGAGCCCCAGCCAUGACACUGAGGGCAUUGAGAUUCAGCACUGCCACGCGGAAUGCGUGACCGACACCAUGAUCUGUGGCGCCCGCUUCUGCAACCCUGAGGGCAGUGCCUUUGCGGUCACCGGCUUCGAGCUCAGCGAGAUAAUCCACUAUGUCCUGGUGUAGCCCUUCCUGGCCGCAGGAGAGGGGACCAUCUGGAGGCAGGUCUGAUGGGGACAGGCGGACGGACGAAAC
Lacerta agilis (Sand lizard) is the source of this 1114-nucleotide messenger RNA. It is a transcript of the gene WDR54, whose product is annotated as WD repeat domain 54. NCBI's taxonomy places the organism in Eukaryota, Metazoa, Chordata, Lepidosauria, Squamata, Lacertidae. The transcript has 10 exons. Gene Ontology annotation, molecular function: protein binding. Bases 35 to 1045 code for a protein of 336 amino acids. The record is from RefSeq and is a predicted model, not a curated record.